Funneliformis geosporum is the source of this 411-nucleotide messenger RNA. The record is from the annotation of a GenBank genome assembly. Lineage: Eukaryota; Fungi; Glomeromycota; Glomeromycetes; Glomerales; Glomeraceae.
AUGUCGGAUGAUGAAGAUAAUAGAAUUAAUUAUGUUCGUUAUGAAACAAUUUCUCAUGUUCUCACUGUUGGGUUCGUAGAUAUAUUGAGAAUGCUUAUAACUGCAUUAUGCCUCCUUAUUAGAUCUAUUGAUGAAGGACCAGAGACUAAUCGCUCGUUUACGAAUCAAAUUGUAUUAUUGAAGAAUAAUCGCAGAAGGUUUAAAGAUAUUUCAAUUAGUGUAUCGGAACUAGAUAUUAAAUUAACAACGUUUCACGAAAUUUAUCUACAAGAUGAUUGUGAUUUGAGAGAUGAAAGAAAACUUAAGGUUUGGGAAAUGGCUUUCCAAUUUAUGGGGUCAUUUUUCACUAACACAUUAUCAAUGGAUGUCAAAGAUUUGGACUUUCCGAUAAGAAAAAAUUUACAAUGUUAA